UUGUCCCCAGUCCGCUCUGGUUAACCUUCCCGUUUCUGCGCAGCCUGACCCGGGACAAAGCCUUACCCAGUCUGCUCCCCCCCCCACCCUCAAAAGUGUGUUCUCUUGCCCUGCUAAGAGCAGCAUGUCUGAUUACGGUGGUCUUUCAUCUAACGGUGUUAGCGGUGAGGCGAAAAAAGACGCUUUUGCCGAUGCGUUACAGCGAGCCAGGCAGAUAGCAGCUAAAAUUGGAGAAGGUGCGCCGCCGGUGACGAACAACAAAGGAGCAGAGAAUUAUCCAUUCACAGCGCAAAAACGAUCCCUUGAAGGAGGAGAUGAACCUGAUGCUAAGAAGUUAGCGCCACAGAGUGACAUGGAUUCAGCAAUGUCUAUUGGAGCUCAGCUAGCUGCUUUGUCCCAACAAAGUGUCAGGUCUUCUACAGUCACAGAGGAGUUUGCAGUGCCUGAUUCCAUGAUUGGUCUCAUCAUUGGCAAAGGAGGUGAACAAAUAAACAAAAUACAACAUGAUUCUGGAUGCAAAGUCCAAAUCGCUCACGAUGGUGUUGGUCUUCCUGAAAGGAAUAUUUCUCUGACAGGAUCAGCAGAUGCCGUAAAGAGAGCCAGAGCACUUAUAGAUGACAUAGUGUCUAGGUCUCGUGAGUCGAGCCACAUUCAGUCGAGUUCUAUGCAAGAACUCAUCAUUCCUGCGAGCAAGUGUGGUCUCAUUAUUGGCAAGGGAGGAGAAACAAUCAAACAGCUACAGGAGCAAGCUGGGGUUAAAAUGAUGCUUAUUCAAGAUCCAUCACAGCCGCCUAACAUCGAUAAACCCCUACGCAUCAUGGGGGACCCCUUCAAAGUGCAGCAAGCAAUGGAGAUGGUUAAUGAAAUCCUACGAGAAAGGGAUCGUCCCGGCUUUGGAGAAAAGAACGAAUACGGGUCAAGGAUGGGAGGACGUGGCGGCAUCGAGGUAGCUGUGCCCCGGCAGUCUGUGGGAGUCGUGAUUGGUCGUAAUGGAGAGAUGAUCAAAAAGAUCCAGAGUGAUGCUGGAGUGAAGAUACAGUUUAAACCAGAUGACGGCACGAGUCCUGAAAAGAUUGCCCAUAUUAUGGGCCCCCCAGACCAGUGUCAGCAUGCUGCUUCCAUCAUCACUGAACUGCUGCAGAGCAUCCGUACCCGAGAUGAUGGCGGGCAAGGCGGACCCCCAGGUGGAGGAAUGCCACCUGGAGGCCGAGGGCGGGGUGGAGGCCAGGGCAACUGGGGCCCUCCGGGAGGAGAGAUGACCUUCUCCAUCCCUGCACACAAAUGUGGACUCGUCAUUGGCCGAGGAGGAGAGAACGUCAAGGCUAUCAACCAACAAACCGGAGCGUUUGUUGAGAUAUCUCGUCAGCCGCCGCCUAACGGUGACCCGAACUUCAAGCUGUUCAUCAUCAGGGGGGCCCCACAACAAAUAGACCACGCAAAACAGCUCAUAGAAGAGAAAAUUGAGGCUCCUUUGUGUCCUUUGGGUGGUGGCCCUGGUCCAGGAGGUCCUGGAGGUCCAGGAGGUCCUGGAGGUCCAAUGGGUCCCUAUAAUCCUAACCCUUAUAAUGCAGGACCACCCGGUGGAGGUCCACACGGGGCACCACCUGGUGGUCCCCAAUAUGCUCCCCAGAGCUGGGGAAAUGCUUACCAACAGUGGCAAACUCCAAAUCCACAUGACCCCAAUAAGGCUGCAGGAGACCCGAACGCAGCGUGGGCUGCAUACUACGCUCAGUACUAUGGCCAACAGCCAGGGGGCGCCAUGGCAGGUCAGGCUCCAGGUGCUCCUGCUGCAGCAGCACCGGACCAGGGCCAAGCAGCGCAGCAGUGUGGGGGUCAGCCUGACUAUUCAAAGGCCUGGGAGGAAUAUUAUAAGAAGAUGGGCAUGACUCAGCCAGCGGGGGGGCAAGCGGCUGCUCCAGGCACAGCAGCAGCAGCACCCUCAGCAGCUGCAGCAGGUGGAGCUGCUGCUGGCGGGCAGCAGGACUACAGUGCAGCCUGGGCUGAGUAUUACAGACAGCAGGCCGCCUACUAUGGACAGGCAGGCCAGGCUCCUGGGCAAGCAGCCGCUCCACAGCCGGGACAACAGCCCCAGUAAACACAAUGACCUGUUGGACGGAUGUAAAGGAUCUCAGGAUGUUGUUUUUUUUUCUCCCCCCCCCCCCUUGGCUUUAACAAGGCAAGACUAUAAUUUGCUCAUCCACCGAGAUAUGUUUCUUUAAAACUGCUGGUUUAUUUGUUUUUAAAGUCAGAAUUGAAGAGAAAGAGAAGGGGAACAAAGCACUAAUACCUCCCCUUGUAAAUUUUCUGUUUCCCCUUUACUCCAUCCAUUCACACCAUAUAAUUCAUCUAAUUGUUUUUAAGAUUUUAUUUUGUCCUUUCUAAAUAAAAUGUAAAUGAGCAAAUUUGUUUGCAAGCUACAAGAACAGCUUCUUAAUACUGACUCAUUCAGUAUUUCCCUUCAGCUUUCAGAAAGGGCAAAAAUAAAUGUCUUGCAGUAUUUUGAAUUUAAUCAAAAACUAUGGUUGUAUGAAAGAUGAUCGCAAACACGUUUUCCUGGUACUUUUUCUUUUUCACUGUUUAACUGCAGGUGGAUUUAUCACUGCUCUGUCAGUUCUUAAUUUCAUUAUUUGUCUUUUUUUUUUUCUCAAGGGAGGUCUUAUGUGUUUGUAUACAGUUUAUGCUACUAAGCAGAAAAAUGUGUACACGGUGGCUGUAAUUAGGCACUAAUUAUCCUACUACAGUAUAUGUAGGUUGGUUGUGUGUAGAUUUAUGCAUCUGUGUGAUU
Messenger RNA from Nematolebias whitei (Rio pearlfish), 2785 nucleotides. RefSeq names its product KH-type splicing regulatory protein. Gene Ontology annotation, molecular function: mRNA binding. NCBI's taxonomy places the organism in Eukaryota, Metazoa, Chordata, Actinopteri, Cyprinodontiformes, Rivulidae. The coding region runs from base 125 to 2095 and encodes 656 amino acids. Gene Ontology annotation, biological process: regulation of DNA-templated transcription. The transcript has 18 exons. The record is from RefSeq and is a predicted model, not a curated record. Gene Ontology annotation, cellular component: cytoplasm; nucleus.